Molecule: messenger RNA, 780 nt
Organism: Malaya genurostris
Lineage: Eukaryota; Metazoa; Arthropoda; Insecta; Diptera; Culicidae
Exons: 1
Coding region: 1-780 (259 amino acids)
Source: RefSeq, a predicted model, not a curated record
AUGUUUCGGCAGAUCGGUAUACAGUAUCCAGAUAGGAAAUUUCAACGCAUCGUAUGGAGGGAGAAUUCGAAUCAACCCCUGAAGCUGUUUGAACUUCAGACUGUAACGUAUGGACUGACGUCAUCGCAGUUUCUUGCUACUAUGACACUCAAACAGUUGGCUUCUGAACACGCUGAAGAUUAUCCACUCGCAGCAGCUGCAGUCGAAAGGUGCUUCUACAUUGAUGACGCCCUGGCCGGAGCACAAACAUUAAACGAAGCCUGUCAGUUACAACAAGAAAUUGUGGAACUAUUGCGGUAUGGCUGUUUUGAAGCACAUAAAUGGUGUUCCAAUUCAGAUCUUAUUAUCAAAAAUGUACCAGAUGAACUUAAAGGAGAUGAAGUGGAUGUUUCUAACAUCGAUGAAAAGACAAUUGUGAAGACGUUAGGAGUAGCUUGGAACCCAAAGGAAGAUUGUUUUUCGUUUUGCGUACCAUCUUAUAAUGCUGUUCUACAACAACCUAUUACGCUUCGAAGCAUUCUGAAUGAGGUGGCACGAAUCUAUGAUCCGUUAGAAUUAAUCGGCCCGGUCUUAACAACUGCUAAGUUGUUCCUUCGUGAAAUCGCAGCUAUUACAACUGAUUGGGAUGCUCCUUUACCUGAAUUAAUUGAAAAACGUUGGAAAUCAUUCCGCGAAAACUUGUUGAAAUUAAAUGAUUUGAAAAUUCCACGUUGGAUCCUUUCUACCGCGGCUAUCAGAAUUGAUCUUCAUGGGUUUGCCGAUUCAUCGAACCAGGCAUAA